UUAAGUAUAUUUUGCACUACAGUGUUGCAGUACACAAUAAGAUUAGGUGUUUGUUUGUGUUGUUCUCUACAAUAUAGUUUAUUUGUUUAUUCAACAUGGCAGCAUCAGGGUCUGGUGCAGCGUCAGGGCCAGAAUUUAGGCGAAAAUGGGACCGAGAUGAAUAUGAGUCACUCGCUCAGCAGCGCUUACGUGCUGAAAGGGAUGCUGUCCAGGCACAAAACCAAAAAGCAGCUCCUGUGAAGCGCGAGCUGCUUAAACAACGAGACUACAAAGUAGAUAUUGACUCAAAGCUAGGAAAAAGUCAAGUUAUUACUAAAACCACACCAGCUUCACAGUCAGGAGGGUACUACUGCAAUGUGUGCGAUUGUGUUGUUAAGGAUUCAAUAAACUUCUUGGAUCACAUCAAUGGCAAAAAACAUCAACGAAAUUUAGGGAUGUCCAUGCGGGUUGAACGGUCUUCACUUGAUCAGGUCAAGAAGCGGUUUGAUGUGAACAAGAAAAAAAUAGAAGAAAAAAGAAAAGAUUAUGACAUAGAACAACGAAUGCAGGAAUUAAAGGAAGAAGAGGAGAAAUUGAAAGAAUACAGACGAGAGAAACGAAAAGAGCGAAAGCGAAAAGCAGAUUCUGGUAUUGAUGAGGAUAUGGGUUCGGGUGGAAUGGACCCAGAAAUGGCAAAAAUAAUGGGGUUUUCUGGAUUUUCUUCCUCCAAAAAAUAAUAUGAAUACUGUAUAUUGGAUGCAUUUUCAUCAUCAUUGUUGAGUUAAGUUGUACUACUGUAUUCACAAGUUAAAUUAAUACUGUACUUUGCAUGUUAGCUGUUACUGUAAAUAAUACUGUAGUUAUUUUAUUUACAUAUAUGAACUUUCAGAUCCCUGCAAAUUACAUCAGAAUCUGUGCGUUCAUAUAUUUAUCAUUAACAUUUUCAUUUUAAUGAGGCAAAAAAGUACAAGGUUAGUACUGUAUACAAUAGUAUACUGUACUUUUAUAAAUUGCUUUAACUCAUUUACAGGUAAUAUUUCAUUGUACUGUACUAUAUGUUGAUAUGGAUGUAAGUGUAUUGCAGAGAAAAAAUGUAAGUGCAUCUGGUAUAGCAAGUAUAAGUCUAUAAUAAAUUAUUUUGUCAA
Messenger RNA from Homarus americanus (American lobster), 1124 nucleotides. Its product is annotated as zinc finger matrin-type protein 2-like. NCBI's taxonomy places the organism in Eukaryota, Metazoa, Arthropoda, Malacostraca, Decapoda, Nephropidae. Gene Ontology annotation, biological process: mRNA splicing, via spliceosome. The transcript is spliced from 6 exons. The coding region runs from base 96 to 716 and encodes 206 amino acids. The record is from RefSeq and is a predicted model, not a curated record. Gene Ontology annotation, molecular function: nucleic acid binding; zinc ion binding. Gene Ontology annotation, cellular component: spliceosomal complex; U4/U6 x U5 tri-snRNP complex.